AUGCUGGUUUUAAGAAACACGGUAAAUUGUGGUUUGAGAUUGAGGCGCAUUACGAGGGCAAGCGUAUUAAAUAUGCCAACAGCUUGUAUUGUUAUAAUAGCAGAUGAGGUUCUCAACAGCAAGAUUACAGAUACCAACUGUAGGUUCUUUGCGAAGUACUGCUAUCGGUCAGGAAUAUCAUUGAAGGAAAUAGUCACAAUUGGAGACAGCAAAGAACAGAUCAUAGAGACUUUAAAAAGGGUUCGGAAUAAUUAUGAUCUAAUAGUUACUUCAGGUGGGAUAGGGCCUACGCAUGACGAUAUAACAUACGAGUCAAUAGCGGAGAGUUUUGGUCUACCAGUGAAGCUUAAUCUAGAGUGUCAAGAGCGUAUGAGGAGAUUAUCGAACCCUGAGUCUCUUCAUUCUGGGGAAGCACUAAAAGAUUAUUAUCGUAUGGCGACUCUGCCAUUUGGAGAUAAUGUUCACAAUUACUAUGUUUUUGAUAAUCUAUGGGUUCCAGUGUGUUCUAUUAAUAAGCAGGUUUAUAUAUUGCCUGGGAUACCGCAAUUAUUUGAGCGACUUGUGGAGGCUAUGACGGCAGUGUGGAAAGAAACUUAUAAUAUAGAUCUCGAAGGGGGUAGUUCUUUCAAACGUUAUUUCGUUAAGACGGCACGCAGAGAGUCUGCGAUAUCAUCUUACUUACGUGCAAUUCAGGAGGAGGCAUACAAAGUGUGUCCAGAUAUAAACAUUGGUUCAUACCCACAUUAUGGAAUGGGGUUUAAUACUGUUAGUAUUUCUGGAAGUCAGAAGGACGAUGAAUUUUUGAGGUCGCUCGCCGCUAGAACGGCUAAGUCCCUUGAUGGGACAGAGAUCUCAGAAGAAGAAGAAAGUAAGUAUUCGGAAACUAGAGCUGCGGCUGAGUAA
This is a messenger RNA of Eremothecium cymbalariae DBVPG#7215, 903 nucleotides long. It is a transcript of the gene FPY1, whose product is annotated as flavin adenine dinucleotide pyrophosphatase. The transcript has a single exon. The record is from RefSeq and is a predicted model, not a curated record. NCBI's taxonomy places the organism in Eukaryota, Fungi, Ascomycota, Saccharomycetes, Saccharomycetales, Saccharomycetaceae. Bases 1 to 903 code for a protein of 300 amino acids.